AUGCCAUGGCAACCGCCGUUUGUCCACACGGGGUCCGCCUCUCCAUUGUCUUUCGGGGACCUCUUUCUUUCUCCGGAGCCCGCCUUCGAUAUUCUUCUCAGUACCCGAUGGAAUGGCCAGGCCUCGGCUCUGGUGCAAGCCGAGCUCGUGGGGUACAAGUACGGCCUUACGGCCCCACGCCCGUUACGCACUGCAAGGGCACUGUUUGCAGGUAUUUUGGUCGAGAGGUUUCCAAAGCAGGCUUGCCAAACCCUGGUGCAGGAACUAGCAGAUGCCUCAAUGCUGCAAGAACCGGCUAUGGAGUCGUUCGCCGCAAUUCAAGGAACUAAGAGCAUUGCUGUGCUGCGGCGACUUUUUGAAAAGGUUGUCCACACUCGACAACUGGUGCCAAUUGCGGAUCAAGCGCGCAUCAAUGACCUUCGCGUAUUGUUGGCAAAGGAAUUGAGAUAUUUGGUGAAACAUGGAAACCAGGCCUGGUCGGACAGACUAACAAGCUUUUAUGAAGCGGAGCAGUUAGCCAGAAAGAAGCUGGCCGGGAGAUUCAUGGAGAAUAUGCAGACUGUGAAGGAGGACUACGAACUUCGAGUCCUUGUGAGGGCAGCAGAAACAUCGGAUGUGGGCAUUCAGAAAAUGUUUCUAGUCGAUGUGCUAAACGAAUUUCCGAACGUUCUUCUCGAGGAAGACUUUUUUUCUCCCAAGCUCCAGGAUUUUUUCUCCAGCGUCCUGCAGUAUCCACGUUCCCGGGUUACUAUGGAUAGGGAGGCUAUGGAAGCUCUGUUACAGACCCACAUGCAGACUAAGGCGGCGAGCAGCGAGUCGCUAACGAAUGACCUCUUCAAGCACGUCGUUGACAAAGACCAAUACUUUCACUCCUUGGCCAAAUCAUUGUUUGUUGAAGUGCUUACGCUGGUGUGGAACUACUACUACGAACACAGUCAGGGGAUGCUUCAACUUCUUUUUGAGAAGAAAGAUGCAUUCGAGUUUCUAGCGGAGGAGAUUCAGCGGCUGCCCCAAAUGAGUGCAGCAGCAGACGUAGGGCCUGAUGCCAGUCGCCAGGGUCGCGUCGAGCUUUCUGGUGGUGCUGACGCCCGGAAAGCCUUUGCGUUGGAUGCGUUUGGUUUCGGAACCAUCCUUCACCUGGCUACUUGGCAGACAACAAACAAUUAUGGGCAUUUGGCCGUUGUUCAGGGAAACUGCCGCUUCGCUUAUAUCGCGGUGACGCGAUCUGAAUCGAAGAAGUCUGCUUUGGAUCACUCUGCAGUUGUAAGCACCCGAUUCGACGCCACAUUUCACGCGCCACCUUCGGUCGUUCUUUCUGGAACCUUCUAUCGUACCAAGAAGUCUUUCUCGUCGGCUUUGUACCGUCGUCUGAAGACUUGGGAUAGUCUUGGAGAUCCGCGCGAAGAGAUAAAGAUCAGACACUUAACUGCAGCUAUGGCGACAAAGCUCCGCCGCGAAGUGCUAGAGGCGCCCGACCAAAACUUACAGGCUACCUGGGAUUUCGCCUCUCUGUUCGGACAAAAAGAUGCAGACUUCACAAGGGCCUUCAGAGGUGCGGCGGAGACAUGCUUUGAGAGCAUGUUUGUCAGCGCCACGUCAUCGCUGAGGCCGCUGUUCAACAUGGAGUUGGCACAUCUUCUUUCUCGACGGAAUAAUCGCACAGGUCAAACUGCUGCUCGUCACCCAAAGGAACAAGCCAUCAGAGAUGCUCUGCGCGCUAGGCUUGCGGCAGAACGUUUGGAGGCCUCCAAGAAAUUUGCUGAAAGACUCCGAACCAUUGCAGACGACCCUAACCAAAACGUGGUUUCUUUCCGGAUACAGCCGACGCUGAUCGGGACGAUUCUCGAAGGUCUCUUCUUUUAUGGAUACGACGUACUGAACUCUAUCGAACUGAUCAGCAGUAUCCCCGAACUGAGCAACGUGCGGAUUGCUCUGCAGAUCAACAUUCGCGGGCUCCUGGCGCUUCACCGACUUCUCAACCGGUCUCCACUCACUCGUCUAACCUACAGGGUCGCAAAGGACCUCCGACUGUAUAGUCCUGUCGGCGCUCAGGACUCCAUGCGCCGCUCUUUCAUCUCUCGUCUCAAUACUGUAAUGAAACUUGCCUGGCAGUUCCACUCACGCAGCUUUGAUAAUCAAAUCGACUUGCUGCCUGCUAAUGACCUCCGAACGAUCCGGGAAAAACUUGUUCAUGCGGGCUUCGAAUCCCCCGUAGAGACACCUCGGAAACGAGCGCUGUACGGUCCUGGCGCUCUGCCAGAGACGUUCGACUCCUCUGGAUUUACCACCGCCUUCAUUCUUGUCGCAGUAGCAGAACUUCAAUCCGCUCCGAUCGAGUACCUCGACGAGGUGGGCCGCCUUUUCUCUGUCAGUUGCCGCAAGUGUACAAGUCAACGUCAGAGCUUCAUCGCCACAAGCAAAGGUCUAGUGCGCGUCCCGCAGCCGGGACUGCCUGUCGCGUCCCUCUCUCUGCCAUCGACUCCCCCAGAUCAUCAGUUUUCGGGACUUAAGAUAUGGGAGGCCCCAAGAGCAUCUGUGAUAGUGCCCCGUGCGCCGCGGCCUCAUCAGGCGCGCCGAAUUCUCGGCCAUAUCCAGGCCUUCGUCGACGCUGAGCGACGUGUUUCUCAUCUGAACGCCGCGGUGACUGAGGCAGUCAUCGCCGACGCUGAGCUGCCUGAGCGCCUGAACAUCUGCACAACACUAUCGCGAAGUUUUCCUCAGUGUCUUGUGCAGCCGAUUCUGAACUGUGACCCUGGAGACCAGUCAUGUAUCCGCAGAAUCGACGCAGUUUCGGCCGAGUUUGAAGACAUGUUUGACAGAUUAUGGCUGGAAAUAAGUAACGCACGCUUUGCGCCAGAGCGCCUCCGCGCCGAAGCUCAUUGGCGUAUGCUGAGGCCGGCUGUCGUCAACCUUGUCCGUGCAAAUAGUCCCGAACUCACUCCAGAGGAGUAUCAGUUACUGACAACGACGGAUCCGCAUUUCCUACAAUCAGCGGAGGGCCGGACCGCCGCAAGGAUGCUUUGGAUCCGGCUAACACUCAAGCAACCAAAACAACUUUCUGCGGCCGAGUUCACUCGCCUGCAGGUCUCGUUCGAAGAAUUCGGCCAGGGUGCACCUGCCCCCUCAAAGGCGAUUCAGCAGAUCGCAACUUACUACAAGAACGAGAUAGAUGCGGUCGCUAGCGACACCCAGCUGGGCGGCCAGGCAGAGGCGGCACUUGAAGCAAUUACGAACAAGUCUCGUACAGAAUUUGCUUCACUUGGAAUACAUGAAGCUACAGACAAGCGUUUGCUGAAGCGUGUGCUUUUGGAUCUCUACCAUUUUCGUUAUGAUUCCCUAUUCGACUUUUUGCUCGGGUCGUUGUCAAGGACGGCGGAUUUCCCCCCGGCUUUCCGAUCCUCUGUGACAUCAUGCUUGUUGGCGGCCAGGAAAAACGAGCUUGAGUUCAACCGUAUGAUAAGCGAACUAGAGCACCUUAGUGGCGUUCCUUCUCUAACACCCUAUACUAUCAAAGAGUGUUUCGCAGCGGCUGCCGAAGUUGUGGAGGCUGAGGCUCAGCAGGCCGGGGCGCGUGCUCCCAUCCCCAUGCCCGCGCAGAUUUCUGUUUUGACGAACAACACGUACUUUUUGCUUUUGACGUUCCACCGCUGUAAAACUGUUUUUGAGGCACUGGAAAAGUUUCGAGCUCUUCGCCGUCCUCGCGAAAGCGAGCUUUUGGAGACAUCCAAUCUCCAGCAGCUGACAGAUAGCGUUCGGGUUCUGACAAGAGCCGCAUUCCGUGGUCUUCUUCGCCGGACACCAGGUUUUUGCGAGUUUGCGUACGCAUUGGUGGCUGCGCGAACCCGGAAGGAUCUCUACAUUUUAGAGGCUCCAAGUCGUCGGAAUUCUGCAGGCAGAAUUCUUCGCAUUGGCGCGGCCUCCACCGGACUUUUCAACACGCGUUCUAGUAGAAGCGUUAGCAUUCUUUGUGUUCCUUAUUGCCACAUCUUGGGGCAAAACAGAGGAAACAAUUUCAAUCUCGUCGAAGCCAUUGCUGGAGAGGCGAAGCGGCAAUUACGGGAGCGUGCAGUUUCGCUCCGUCAACUCGUGAGCGACAUUGCUCCGAAACUCAAAUUCUUAGAGGAGAUUUCGUACACAACGCUCCGUUCUGCUGGAAAACUAUUGCCAACCCAGAGCCGAGUCUUCGUUCCCGCCGAAACCGCCAUAUGCAAGGAACAAGAGAGCCCGGUGUCCGGCGUGUUCGUGGUCCAUGAAACAUGCGCACUGACAAAAGUAUCGAAGGAAUUUUUUCUAGAAGCGCUCAGCGUGACGAUGGGCAUCGGACAACUCAACCCACUCACAUGGCUGCGCUUCUGGCUGGCCGGUAACGAUGUGCUUCUCGAUCUGGCAAAGGAGGCGCUCCGGGAUAAACUUGCAGAUACUAACAAUUCGGAGACAAACGGCCUGGAGGGAUUUGUGAAGAACCCUGAGUGGCGCCGGAUGGUGCCUUACAUCUACGAGGAGGUUGUGCAGAGACUGAACAACUCUUUAUCGAGCUUCCGAGAAAUUGCCAAGCUUCUUCGAUGGAUCAGACCCGCAACACGAGCUGUGAAGAGGUCUAUUGCGAACCUGUUUCGAUUUUUCCGGCCAGUGCGAAAAGAGAGAAAGCAGAGGGAAGGAGCCAACGUUGCUAAAGAAGCAAAGCCCUUCACAAUGGAGGGCGUCUUGGACACGGAUUCAAUCGAGCACCUCCCGGAUGUAUUUUUUAUGAAGAACUGGCGUGCGUUCUCCAUCUGCAUGGACAACGGGGAAGACGGCCUUGAGUUUGCUCCUGCAUAUCGCUUUGCCACCGCAAUCGGCACGAGUCUGAAAGCUGCCCAGCGGUUCCCCACAGAGACUUGCGUGAUGUAUGGGUCCGUUCGGGGACAGCGUUCUGUCAUGGCGACAUUUAAUCGCAUGGCGGUGGAUUAUUUCAUCGGUAAAGGAGGCGUCCACGAUUCUGUCAAGCGGUUGAUCGAGCAGAUGCUGGUGGCUAUUCUUCAUGCGUGCGACCGGUCGAACUCGUCCCAAGAGUUGGUGACCUUCUGCGACUCCGUUCGCGCCUGCCGCGGACCCAACAUGAAGAAAAGCCAGAUGAGAUUUGCUGAGGUGGAAUGCAUCAUGAAAUCGGUACAAGAUGUCCUGGCGUCAGAUCACGACCCACGCCGGCUCGAAGCUCUUCUCAAUGUGCUCACUGGCAUUUUUGAAGAACUUGGUCACCGAGUGGCCAUCUGGAGUCAGCCGCUGGAGAAGCUGUUUAGUUACGAGCCCGCAGUAAAAAGCGUUGCCGAUUCCUUUGCCAUUCAACUGAUUGUUGGCCCGGGGGGUCCAGCCGCCACGGAAGGUGGACCUCCAGGCUGUGGUCUGUACGUGGUCUCGCCGGCAUUCACACUGAAAACACACCUGGAGAUGGCGUCGCGACGUCGAGAGGGGGCUGGUGCACCAACGGAGAGCUACUCUGCUGAGGCAAUAGAGGUUCUAGAGGUUUUUCUUCAAGAGCAGGCUGCCGCCGUCGAGGCCGUUCGAUACGUUUCCGCGGCGCCAUUCGAGUCUCUAUCUGCGAUCAUCGACAAGAUCAUAGCUCAUCCGGAUCUGGAUUUGCCCAGCGUUCUGAUACCGGCACAGCUACCCAAAGUGCUUGGACCCAAUCCAGAAAACGAAGAAAUCAUCAUGCAGCAAAGCGAAUUUCUCGAUGACGUUUUCCGGCCGCGUGUAGCGGGGUCGAUUGUUGAAGCCGAGAUCCUCAGAAAUCUCACAAUGCGUCAAGCUCUCCAUGCGUGCAUGGUUACGCGAAGUCCGUGUAUAAACGAGCUACAGGAGCUCAAGAGGCGUGUGUCGGCCACCCUGACUCUCUGUCGGGAAAAAGCGGAACAGGAUCUGGUCCUUGGGAUUAGGCGAGGGCAGCGCACAAAGCUUAUUUCCACGAUUGAGGAUGUCCAUCGUACCCUCUGCACCAGUGAUUCUUCCGGCGGGAGUUGGCAACCGUCGAACAAAGCCGAAGUCGCUUUCCGAGCCUUGUCCAAGUUCUACGCGCCUGCUGACUUCCACGCGAUGUACUCGGGGAUCUUUGAUGCUCCACUACCUGCGGUUUCAAUUGACUUGGAAGAUAACCCCACAAGAUCUGUUGAAAGCAUCAGGUCGAUGCUGACACUGCCGCAGUGGUCCACGAUCCUGACCAAACUCACUAAUGACGUCGCUGCCGCGGUGGGAUCUUCGGACCUAGGAGCUAACGUGGAUAUUUUGGAGCAGAUGCGAUUGUUCAAACGAACAUGCUUCGACAUCGCUCAGCGGCGUCUACGCGAUUCCCUGGCUGUCAUACAGAUUACUGUGAAGAAAAAUGCGCCAUCAUGGGCGUCGGAUAUCGAGCUUGAGUUCGAGCAGCGCGAGCGCCACAAAAAGCAAAUCGUCACUUCGGUCCUCAACGAUUGCUGCACCAGGGAUAAGUUCGCCCACCAGGGAGCGACCACUGCUGCUCACCAGUUCAUCCAGGGCUUGCGGUCACAAGGCAUGGCCGCAGAGUGGGCGGAAGUCUUCCAAAAUCUGACGGACAACCGCCUCACGCAUAUCGCGUGGAUGCAACAAGCAGUGAAUAUUGACAUACGAAAAAUGGGAGAGAACGAACGGGGGAUGGCGCAGAGCUGCCAUGAACCCAAAUUCUGGAGGCUCGGUGCCGCCGCAUGCACGUCACUGUUUCUCAAGCGCAUGCGGUCACGAGGUUUAAAACUGGCAAGGUACACUCCUGUCACCAAGGCCGAUCUGGAGGACAUGACUCAGACCUACGAGGAGUGGAUGGACAAGGCGAGGAACGUUGCGCUUGUCGAGAAAAAAGAAGGUCUCAGCGUCAUCAAGAUCGACCGAUACGCGAACGCCGAAGCUAAGGUGUGGGUGCGCAUUGCAGAGGCUCUCUACAUUCGACCCAACUCCACGUGGGCGUCAGUUCGCCAGGGGAUCAUCAACAGCAGCGACGGAAUCUACCUCUCCGUUCUUGGGAGGAAGAAGGCGUACCAGCUGUUCGGUGCUGUUCAAGGUCUUCAUCGAGCAGUGUCGUACGUCAAGGAACGGCACUUCAAUCAGUUUGGAGCCUUUUUGGUGACAGAUGCGUUGGUGCACCGCCUCAGGGAGCAAAAGAUUUUCGACAGUGGCAACAGUGCCCUUACCAUCGGUAACAUAAAACGAAUUAGGGCAUUCGCCGAGUGGAAGCGGAAAGUUCUCCUCCUGAAAGUCUCCACAGAGAUGAUCCGGACACCGGUUCCCGUAUCUCUCGUUCAAUCGAUGGGUCAACACAAACACCUUGUCCGCCUCCUCAGGUGGUUUUCGAAGAGCAAAAGCAUGAUGAACAUGAUUCGAACCUCAGUGCUUUCCAUCGUGCGUCUGGCCCUGACGCCAGCUCUGUUGCGGCUUGUGAAUCCUUGGAAGACGGCCAAUACUCCCGACCAUUCUGAUGCUUCAUCAGGCGAUGUGGCGCCUGCAGUGAUCACCGGCCUGGUGAUGGUAAGCAUUUUUUUGGACAGUUACUUCGGCGUGAACGUUCCACUCCUGCUGGUCUUGUUGCCGCCCAUUAUUUCCUUCGUCAAAUCGUACUCGAUGAAGAAUCUGCUGGAGCAAAUGAUCGACAACCUCGAGCUGCCGGAGCUUGCAGCUAAUAUUCUCGAACCUUUCUUGCCUCAGCUCGAACAGUCUCUCGUCCAGUGCAUCCGGGACUACGUCACAGUUGAUUUCCUGGACGGCAUCAUCCGCCAGUAUCUGAGUAGCCGCUUCAACCUCGACGCUUUGAACCUGGCCUCAAAAAUCAAAGACAUCGCCGAGUUCCUCGUCACGUUCACUCGCAAACGCGCCGCGGUCAUGCUCAUCACGCUGAAGCGGUAUUUCAUCACGCCGACGCUCCAAGACUACGUGCGUACUUUGAAAGACUUUGUCGUCAGUGUCGUGACCAACGGCGCUGACGCGAUCGCCCACCAGCUGCUGUACCGGCCGCGGAAGCUUCACCCGGCCAUCUUUCUGUACAUUGUUCGUGGCACUUCCUUGAUCGACGCCGUGGGACUGAAGGAUUUCUACGAAGUCGUCCUCGCCGUGUUCCGGGACCGCGCCCUCGCCGCGAUCAAUCCGACGAUCACAAUUUCUCCAGAAGUCACAGCGGGGCUGACGCGUUUGGAGAAGAUCAUUGCCUUCGGCCUGUUCCCGCCAACGCAUCCGCUAAAUCCCUUGGGCUUUCCCUCGCUCACGGAGAAGGCCUGGCAGACGCACACGAACAAGUACAGACUGGAGGUUUUCCCGACGGCGCGCGUUGCGGUCACAGGUUUCGUCGGCGAGCUUCACUUGACCAUCGUGCACGGCCAGAGAGAGCUCGCCCACAGGUUCUGGAUCAAGGAUGUGAAAGAUAUGACUCUGCGGCAGCUGAAGAAACUGCGCGGCGUCGUCAAAAAUCAAGCGCUCACUUUUGAGUUCAGGCGACACAAACAACAGCGUCAUGCAGGCGAUAUCGUCGUGCGGCACCCUGUUAAGAAGGUGAAGUGUACACUCUCGGUUCGCUUUCCGUCACUCUUCGCUGAGGCUAUUCAACACGGGGGCCUCAUCGAGGAUUUGAACAGCACGAUUCCGGGCAUCAUCAAGCACUUGCAAAGCAUAAGCUCGGAGGGCCUUGAAGACGUCUUGACUCAGCUCGCGACGCACCUCCCAGGCAUUGAAAACCCUGAGGCGCUCGUGAAGGAAGCUGGGAAAAUGAUCGAGCGCAAACUGUACACGCACUUGCUUCUGUACGAGUACCUCUCCGAGCCGAACUGGUUCUCGCUCGACUUUGCUCUCACGGUGACGCUUCCACGCGAGGACGAUGCCGCGGCUGCUGCCGGACCGACAUCUGUCGAGGUGACUGUUUUGGUUGGAGAGCAUCAGGUGGCCAAGAGCUACCUCGUAUCUCUGUUUGAUCAUCAAACCCAUAUCACUCAACUCGACAGGACCGUGAAAACUCGCUGUGGUGUGAAGGCGACAUUCCUCCAGCGUCUCCAGGGCGGUCUGGGCUUCCAUCGCUCCAAGGAAUCCACGACAAAGUGUAUCAAGAUCGUCGAGUUCAGCACUGACACGUCAGGCCGCUCCUGGUUAUCCCUCAGCUGGAACAGUCCCAGUGGAUUCGUGAGCCAGCGCUUUUUGGUCACGCCAACGAACAACCCGGACAUGACGAAAACCGUCGAGCAACCGGCCGAGCGACCCUUGUCAGAUGAGAAGCUGGAGGACCUCAGAACGCGCAUUGCCGCUGCAAGCGCUCAUGGAGGCAAGAGCUACGACCUCAUCCAUUGGACGGCAUUCACUGUCCUUUUCAGGAACUCAGUCGUCAAUGCAUAUUAUCGACGGCAGCGACGGGACUUCCGGCGCCAAAUGUCGUCGACAAGUGACUCAGGGAAGAAGGUGUUUCGGGAGCGUGACUACCUAGACAGCGAAAUUUUUGGGAAGCCACAGGCGUCUCUCAAUCCUGCCUGGAUGAUCAGCCUCGAUGCACUGCUGCGCCAACCCAAGUAUAACACGCUGGUGGACAUGUUGGGGGACAAGUUGCAGCUUUUCAAGGAAGCGCUGGGACUUGCGUUGUCGAAUAUUCAGGCGACCAAGGCGGACACUCUGGGGUCAGAUGUCGAGCUGCUCACAGCGGAACGUCUGGCCCAGCCUUGCCCGGAAGGCAUGCGGGAAACGGUGGAAAUGCGUAACAUUUGUGAACAGAACAAUGGCGUCUGGGGUUCGCUCUGGAUUACCGACCGCAACUCCCCGCUCCUCCACUACAUUGGGAAGAAGAAGAUGAAGACGCCAGCGCUCUUCAAGUACUGGCCCACAGAAACGGUGGAGGCGUCAGGGAGGUAUGCAGUGGGCGAUCUUGACGAGAUUGAACAGUACAUGCACAGCCGGAACCCCCCGGUGACAGUGAAGAUUGUUGCUCUGACAGUCGUCAGCCAGCAGCUGCUCUUGCAGCUCUACGACAACUUCCUCGAGGCGGAAGCCACCGGCCGCGUCAAAGACACUAAGGAAAAGUACCAGGUUCUGAAGUACGCACACAUCAGUCUCUUGCGUCUGCUGAAGACGUACACGUCUGUGUCCCGUGGUGUCCAGACCGAGUCCGUUCCUGAGGUGCUCCGGAACGCGGGUCAAGCUGUGCUCAAUUCUGUAGAGCCGGCUUCCGUGAUGACGGCGGAGGAAAAGUACAGCUGGUCCAGCAUGCUGGAAGCCCACGCCGAACAGGUCUACAGAGACAUGGAGAUUUGCUUUGGCCUUCGAGAGCUAUCCUUUACGCUCAAGACGCCGGCGACCGGAGUAAUGAACGGCGGCCGCCCGCGCUACAUGGUUUACCUGAUGACCAUGCUGCACCAGAAUCCGUAUGCAGAGGGAACGGGGUUUCAAUCUGCGCUUCAGGACACAGCCAUCCGGCGCGGCUGCUCCGCUUCGCCUGUGAAUUGCCCGAGCCCGGAGGUGCUCUGGAAUCAUGUGUACACUUCGUUGCUCGUCAUGGUUCAGCUCGCGCCUCACCCGGCCAUCCUGGAGUUCCUUCUCGCUGCCCGGGACCUCGAUUUUACAGGAAGAGACGACCCUACGGAACCCUUGAGCUUCGUUGAAGCCAUGUCGCUCAUCCAGUACGGCUGGAGUAUCAUUGCAAAGUGGAAGAUCACCCCGGAAGUGGAGCACUACUUUUCAGGCAAGGUUGACAUACAGUGGAUCCGGCGGAUGCUUUCGCUUUUCGACGACGACGAGACGCUUCGUGUCCUCAUCGUCCUUACACCGCCGCUUCACUUGAAAACGACGGUUCUGCAAAAUCCUCGAGCCAUCCUUCAGAAAGCCACCUGGAACGCCCUGAUUGCACUCUGGGGAUUCCGAGGCGCCUUCGGCCGCUUCGCAUUGGAGGUUCGGAAUGGAUGGCGGAGACAAGUGGAGUCCGGGGUGCCGUAUGACAUGGCAACAUCAGAUAUGGAUUCGUUGAGAAUGCCAUUUCCGGUUCGCGACUUCAUCGAGGUCGAGCUUCGCGAACUCAUGGCUGAUCCAGAAAAUCCGACGACGCCAGUCUUGAUUCUGGAGAGUCCAGGCCUGAAGGUGAUCGACAAAUCGCUGCUUGAACUGAUCCCCGUUGUUCGCCGGACAGGCCAGCUUCCCCUUUCCCAUCCCUUGUUUCUCCAGUUGAUGGGGCAGGUCCGCAGUUAUCUGCACACGCUGCGCGCCACACAAGGCGCGAAGUUUGCGACCGAGAAGUUGGCGGACACAGCUGUCCGUACGCGUUUUCUGUCGAUAAUUCGCGAGGCGGCUCUCAAGGCUGCGUUCAUGCAGCAACUGCAGCUAGAUCUUACACAGCGGAUCUUGUGGAGUCGGCACCAGUUCUUCCACAUCAACAACAUGGCGAAAAUAAGCGAGGACUUCACCCUCAAUGGCGUGAUGCCUUCAGACUACAAAGAGCGGCUGCAGGAGCUGUUCCCCAUCGUCUGUGACACCAUCUCAGCUUCUUCCUACGAUGCCGCCCUCAGCGUGCUGGGUGUGCACAUCGCGCCGAUCGUGGCAUUCCGAGAAAAAGUGAUCCACACACGGCAGUUGCUGCGGGAUGCCGGCGCUGAAGUCCCCCCGCAACUGCAGCACCAUCCCCUGGAAAAGUUCAUCGCGACAGCCAAGUGUGGAUCCCUGAACAAUGUGCCAGGGAAGCACGGAAAGAUCGAACAGGCCUGCAGAGACCUCGACGUCGCCCGCGAGAAGGUUCUGGCGGACGUUAACUUCUCUCCGUCCUUCGUUCAGCGAGUCGCGGAAGUGGAGGCGACUUUCGCGGAGCGCGUGAGCUGUGCAGGAGAGACAGAAGAUGUGCAGAUGCUUCAAAACUUCUUUGUCCAGCUGAUGGACGACGCAACAAAGAACGCGGGCAUCGUCCGGUACUGGAACACGUUCAUGUCUGCGAGAGAAAAGCUUUUUGAUUCCACUGCAAUCGAACCGCUUACUGAAACGGUGCUCGCGUCAGUGCUGCACAAACUCGCUCUGCACGCUCGCGCAGGCAGUUUGACAGAUGAGCUCGACCGAUCCGUCUAUCCUACCGUCUGCCGGUUCAUGUCCUACGUAAGGCGCGCGAGGGGUGUGAAGACGGCAGUCGACUUCUGUCGACGCCUCCCAGAGGGUCGACCUAUUCUGCACCGUUUCUUCCACCAAAGUAAGAGGAAUCAGAUCAUGCGUCUCGAGCUGAACAGCUUCUCGUUUACGCGAGGCCCAAACGCGUUGUGGAUGGAAGACUUCAGUGAACUGAACAACACCAGCGAAACGCUCUACCCUCCGCACAACGCUGCAGUCAUCAGCUUCUUCCGCAUGGUUCGCGAUGCGAGCUCGACGCCGCGGACUACGCCUACAGACCCGCCGUCCGUUCGGAGGCCCUCAGCUUUGGCCAGAAAUCUGGCAGAAGUCGCAGAUCUCGUUCUGGACAAGCUGCGAAAGAAACGGAACACGAUGAGCAAGUGGAGCAAACGACUAAUAAAUUCAAUCCUAAGAAUCGUCGACGCAGCUAUUAUGCUCGCCAUCAAGGCCGUCCAGCGAUUCGCAUCCACCUCCAAGCGACAGAUCGCUCUGGCUCGUGAGGAAAUCAAAGUCCAGCGUGACCUCCAGCGGCGCGUCACUGCGGCCUCUCAGCAGGACAGCGCGCGCGAGCGAGAUGUCUCAGCAUCGAAUCAGCACUCAACUGCGUCCUUCCAUGCAGAGCCCGAGCAGUCACUUCAUUCUGUGGCGAUGGUUCAGAUGAGUGUCACGCCUGUCACCUCAAUUCUCUACAAAAAAGUAUCGGCUGAGCUUCUAAAGGUUCACCGCUACUCUCCUGGAUGGAUUGCGUCGGCGCUGGGCACUAGCACUAAAGAAACCGCGAUUCUUCUGCGCACCAAAGCGACUGUCCCUGGUUCUGUGAAAGACAUUGCAAUGUCCACGUGCGUCAACAUCUUUGACAACAUCGUGUUGCCUACGCUGACAAAACCGAACGUCCUCGCCCCCGAGACCAUGAUUCGGAACGGUCUCGCGCAGUUGACCCGGGCGCUUCACUACGCGGUUAUGCCGAACCUUGGAGCAGUGGAGGAAAAAUUUAAGAGAGCGCGCACGAAAGACGGGAUGCUGCCCAUUUUAGUCCUCGUUCACGGGAUCGUGCUGUCGGCCGUCACUCAGCUCGAGGCCCUCAUGCAAGACAACAAGUGGCAAACGGAAAUGGUCCGCCUGGUGCAGGAACUCAUCCGAAAUCUGAGCAGCUCGUUCAUCGGACUGGUCAAGAGAUUUCGUAUUGCCGACGCCUUGUGCGGAAUUACUGAUCCUCUUCUCGACGCGAUCGCAGAUGCCGUCGAGAGGAAUGCUGGGUCGUUCGCUCACCUGUUGACAGACAUUAUGCAGGUCGACACUUUCGGUUCGCUCAUCAAUUUUGUCCAGGCCCAGCUGUUGAAGGAACUAAGGCUUGCUGCUGACUCUGGGGAGGUGCAUAGUCUUCUAGAGAUCCUCUCCUCAACCGGUUUCCUAAAUUUGCUAGCAGACGGAGCCAAAGGACUCUAUUACGUAUAUCAUAAAGAGAAACUGUAA
Molecule: messenger RNA, 13560 nt
Organism: Toxoplasma gondii ME49
Lineage: Eukaryota; Apicomplexa; Conoidasida; Eucoccidiorida; Sarcocystidae
Exons: 34
Coding region: 1-13560 (4519 amino acids)
Source: RefSeq, a predicted model, not a curated record